Molecule: messenger RNA, 1392 nt
Organism: Moneuplotes crassus
Lineage: Eukaryota; Ciliophora; Spirotrichea; Euplotida; Euplotidae
Source: the annotation of a GenBank genome assembly
AAAAAUGUCUGAUUUUAUGCCCACUGAGAAUGACCUGAUUAUGAACCCUAUUACUGGGAAGAUGAAUAUUGGCAAGAAUGUCGAUAGUUACGAAGAAUUCAUCAACUCGCACAAAGGCAAGUCCGCCUUCACCAAAGAUGAUGUGUUUUAUAACAGACUUAGCAAUUAUGCCAAAGAGGCUAUGAAGAAGGGGAAUAAGAUACUCAACUUCUCCCAGACACCUGAUUCUGGAACCCUCCUCUCGUUUAAUAGGAGUGAAGAUCGAGCUCCCAAGGGUAAGAAGAAGAUAUUCUUGGGCGGAAGGAUUAUUGACAAUAAUUACAAUUUCCACCCUGAACAGGAUAGUGACAGGCUCGCCUGCUUCGACACCAUGGGACAGUACGAUAGCUCAGAUAGAAAGGGGAAAGCUAAUAAUUUUAAGAAUUUUAUUAAAAGAUUGAAGGAAAAUAAGCCAAAGAAGCAACUGAUCCAAGUCGAUAAGGAUGAUUUCACCAGUGGACACGGAACCCUUAAGAAUAAUGAUAUUCAAGGAUCUUCCCCAGCAAAAUUUCAGAGAGGAAGGAAGUUGUUUGUGGAUAGAAACUCUAUAAAGACUGUUCUUGGACAAUCUCCAGGAAAAUAUCAUGGAUUUGCUCAUGAUUAUACUCAAGGCGGUACAUAUGCCUCUGAUGUAAACCAAAACAUUAUCAUCUCAGAUUUCAGCAAUUACUCAAAGAAAUAAAGUGGCUAAUUUAAACUAUGAUGUAAAAGACAAAGAGGAAGGAUCUUUCCCGCAUAUUCUCACUAGAAGCAAUCUCAGCUCAGAAUAUCUCUUAAAUAGGAGCCUUAACACGGGGAAAUUUCCCAAUGAAAAUGAAGUUUACUCAAAUUUAAGCAGCAAAAAUAGGAUGCAUCCUCAGCUUAGUAUUAAUAAUGGAGGAUUCAGAUAUGGAAGAGAGAAAAGAGACAUGCAUCUCAGCAAAAGUCUUGCUACAAAUGAUAGACACAUCUCCAUGGCUAAUGCUGAGAAUAAAUAAGCUCUCUAAAGAUCUUGACCAGGGUGCCUAUUCUCAGGAUAGACUACAAAACCACUUCGCAUCUAGAAAUGCUAGUAAAACAGAUGGAGAGGGGUAUCAGUACCCAACAAUGGAAAGACAAGGGAAGAACCAAAUUAACUUAGCACAAAGAUCUGAGGUGUUGAGAACAGGGCCUGAUAGAAACGGAUAUAAUUAUAGUAACGAGAGAAGCUUCGAUGAUAGAGGACAGAAGAGCUACCACAAUUUAAAGCAAAACUUAGAUAAUAGCGCCAGCAACCAUAGAGUAGGAGGAAAGAAGUUGUUUAGUCAGAACUUAAAAAAUCUGAACUAUAUCGAUUACUUGAAACAAUUCAAAUAAAGUUAUUUUCAACUAUAA